UUGCGCGCCAUCAAGGUGCAAGUAAACCAUGGGUCUGCCAGACAUUGAAAAUAUACCUGAAACUGGUGCUGUAUUCACGAUCGGUAGAAGCAGAUUUGCUGAUAACAUAGCGUCACACUUCUUCAUACGUAAGGAUCCAGUAUUGACUAUCACUUGUGGAGAUGAACAUUCCGCCGUGGUGUGUCAAAGUGGCAGACUGUUCGUAUUUGGAAGCAACGAUUGGGGUCAAUUGGGUCUCGGUCACAAAAACCAUGUCAGCAAACCAUCUUGCGUGAAAAUUUUAAAGCCAGAAAAAGUAACACACGUAGCAUGUGGAAGAGCACACACCUUAAUAUGUACAGGUGGACAAAAGAUAUUUGCUUGUGGAAGUGAUCAGGAAGGACAACUGGGUCGCGGAAACUCAGCGAUAGGAGACAGUGCAAGUACACCAGUCUUGGUAUACGAUUGCGGUCUCGCAGGUCCAAGAGUAGUUCAAAUAGCUGCGGGUUCUCAUCAUUCGAUGGCUCUUACCAGUGACGGGGGUGUCAUCGCCUGGGGAAGCAAUCUCGAGGGACAACUCGGACUAUCGGGAAUCUCUGGACUGGUAAAUAAGCCGACGAAGGUCCCAAUUCCCGAACCGGUGAAAGAAAUCAGCACAGGAUAUUAUCAUUCUGCGUUCUUAACCGAAAGCGGUCUCGUUUAUGUCUGUGGCGAAUCUGAAAGUGGUAAGCUCGGGAUCGAUGUCAACUUCUCAACUCAAGUCGCGCCGAAGCAAAUGCUAUUGCCCACUACAGCGAUACACAUCGCGUGUGGAGGUCAUCAUACCCUCGUAUUAACAGAGAGCGGGAAUGUUUAUUGCGUUGGAAGCAAUGCCAGUGGUCAACUGGGAAUGGGGACGAACGUGACCGAAGUUUCAACGCCGAAACUUCUUUCUCGUGAUGCUCUAAAGGAUCAGUCGAUCGUCAAAAUUGCUUGCGGGGAAAGUCACAGUGCAGUUCUUACUGAAUCUGGAAAAUUGUACACUUGUGGUGACGGUAGACAUGGAAAAUUGGGCCUCGAGGAAAAUGAAAAUAACGUUCACGAAUUGACAUUCGCUGUCAAAUAUCAAGAACUCUUCAUAUCGAAUGUAUCUUGUGGUGGUUGUCACACAAUUUUAUUAGGAAAAAGACGUGAAACGAAUAAUCAAACGGAAUUAGAAUCCGAAUCUGUACAGGAUCAUCAAAUUCAAAAAAAGAAUCCUUUACCUCCCUUGAAACUUCCUGUAAAUAGAUUACAAACGGAAAAUCAUACGGAUAAAAUGGACGAAGUUGAAAAGGAAUCAACAGAGAAUGAAAAUAUUCUUGAAAAGUCUACAUUGGAGGAGAGUCAUGAAAAUAAAUUGGACAAUGAAAAAUUGGAUAAUAAUUCCGAAACACCAAAGGAUAAUAUGAAUAAUAUCGAAAAACCUGAAAUACCUAUAACGAACGAGGAACCGGAAGAGACACCAAAAAUCAUGGAAGAGGAAAAGUCAGAAGAUACGAGUGAAAAAAAGGACAUGGAAAAUAAUAACGAAGAAGAAACAACAAAGAUUAAUAAUACAAGUAAUGUUGAUAUUGAAAAACCAAGUGAAUCAACGACGGUAGAUGAAGAAUCAAGUAAUGUGGAAGAAAAGACAGACGAAACGGCAAAAACGGAAGAACCCAAAAUUGAAGAUGAAACGAAAACCAGUCCAGAAAAACCAGCAUCUCCUGACCCUACGCCACCGCCGAAACCACCUCGACAAAAAGCAGGGAGUCCUCAAGGGUCUGCUGGUGAAACUACCGAAUUAUCAAAUAAGUCUUCGGAGAAUGAAGAAAAAAAAGAAGAUAGUCAAGAAAACAAUUCAAAAACGAACGAAACCAAGGAAUCCGAGGAGUCUGUAAUAAAAUCUAUGACAGAAGAAACAAAAAAGGAAGAAGAAAGUCCUGCAAAAGUGUCUAUCAGCAGUCACAAAUCUCGAUCUAUGAAAUUAAAUAACGAUAUUGAAGAAACUAUAAUAUCAGAUGCUAAAAAUGUUUUGGAUGAAAUAAAGGAGACGGAGAAGAUUAUAAAAAAUGAAAAAAAUGAUGAAGAACACACGCACGAUGAUGCUGAUGUGAUACAAUCACCAGCACCUAGAACUGGAAAAAUGGCAAAGUUAUUUAAAGGUAAGAGACAACAAGAGAUAGAGAAUGGCACAAAAUCAAGCGGAGCUACAAAUCCAAAAUCAAAGUCGAAAACGUGUACCAUCUUGUGAUCGAAAAGACUUCAAAGAUUUGAUUGUAAUUUAUUCUAUUUUUUUAUA
This is a messenger RNA of Polistes dominula (European paper wasp), 2281 nucleotides long. RefSeq lists its product as uncharacterized. The record is from RefSeq and is a predicted model, not a curated record. Lineage: Eukaryota; Metazoa; Arthropoda; Insecta; Hymenoptera; Vespidae.